AUGGGGAGAGCCACCAUGCUUCUCAUGGCGCUGGCCCUCGCCACGAUCACCGUCGCCCACGCCGCGCCUCCCGCGCUCCGGCGGAGCCGCUUCCUUGCGGACAAGCUCCCGCCGCCGCUGUCCUACUUCGACUGCGUCAGGAAGCCCCCGUCGGUGUGCCUGGAGCCCUUGAGCCCCGGGAAGACGUGCUGCAAGGGCACCUGCACCGACACGGAGUCCAGCGCUGAGCACUGCGGCAACUGCAACAGGAAGUGCAAGUACGGGGACACCUGCUGCGGCGGCAAGUGCGUCGACCUCCUCAAGGACCAGAAGAACUGCGGCGAGUGCUCCAACCAGUGCGCCAACUCCGUCAAGUGCGAGUUCGGCAUGUGCGACUACGCGGGGUGA
This is a messenger RNA of Triticum turgidum subsp. durum (durum wheat), 387 nucleotides long. NCBI's taxonomy places the organism in Eukaryota, Viridiplantae, Streptophyta, Magnoliopsida, Poales, Poaceae. The record is from the annotation of a GenBank genome assembly.